AUGCUACUCAUUCUGCUGCUAGUUUUAAGCUUUGUUGGUAUUGUGACGGCUGCAACGGAUCCACCAACAACUGCCCCAGCACCGCCUUGCCCAGAGAAAUGGAAAGAGAUUGGAUCGAUGUGUUAUUGGUAUUCUGAUAAUGUUUUUCGGCCAUGGUCUGGCGCUCAAUCGUUUUGCAAUGACAUUGGUGGGAAUCUUGCGGGAACAACUGAUAAAACGCUUGCCGAUGUGGAAAAAUUGAUCAGCUCAACAUUGUACACGACAUGGACCGGAUUAAACAAAAUCAACGCAACUAAUUGGCAAUUUGUGGAUGGAACUCUUUUCUUGGCAUCUCAAUGGAGCAAAGGUGAACCCGGUGAUGGACGGGGGAAUUGUGGAGCGAUUCGUUCAUCGCCCGUCCCCGACAAUAAUGGAUACAUCGCUCUUGGCUGUCAAUACUCUCAACCAUUUCUCUGCUCACAGAAAUUCGCCUCAUGUCCGGAUACAAAUUUCACGUCAAUCAAAGGAUCACUCACCUCACCAAAUUACCCGGAUAACUACGCGAACAAUGAGUAUUGCAUUCAGAGAAUCAUUGCUCCAAGCGGAUAUUUCAUUGCGCUCACUUUUGAUGCAUGGAUUGUGCAAAAAGACAAAGACGCCGUUUUGAUUUAUGACGGUUAUUAUCCAAGUGCUGCUGCAAACUUGAUGGCUACGAUAACCGUUGAUCCGACGAACAGCACCCUUUCUCCAUAUCCAAACUCGUUUCAAACAAAGAGCAAUGUGAUGUCAGUGAUCUUCAAGUCAGAUUCUCUCAUCAACUACAAGGGAUGGCACGCGAAUUACCAAUCAUUCACUCCAACCGAUCCGGGUUAUCAAAAUGGGACAUCUGGCACGUUGACAAGUCCAAAUUAUCCGAACAAUUACCCGAAUGAUGUCGAACAAUAUCAAUAUGUCACAACGGCGAAUGGAACACAAAUCCAAGCCACCUUUAGCUCAUUUGCGGUUGAAGGCCUUUAUAAUGACUAUUUGUUGAUUUUUGAUGGACCCGAUCAGAAAUCGCCGGUGAUUGGAAACUUCUCCGGGCUACUCGCCGGUGUGCCUGAUUCGGUGAAAACGAGCGGAAACGCAAUGACACUCUACUUUUUCACGAAUUCGCUCAUCAACUUUAAAGGAUUCAGCCUCGAUUGGACAAUUGUU
This is a messenger RNA of Mesorhabditis belari, 1176 nucleotides long. The record is from the annotation of a GenBank genome assembly. Lineage: Eukaryota; Metazoa; Nematoda; Chromadorea; Rhabditida; Rhabditidae.